AUGACGCCUGGUCACGUGAUCACUUCUACGCUCCCUCUGCAAGAGAUUCAGGAUGUAGUCUGUGACUGAAUGGAUAUUUUUCAUCAAAAAUAUAACAUUUCCACUCUAUUGUACUGAUUCAUUUGUAUUAACUACCAUAUUUCUUAACCAAUGUAAUGCUUCCUGCUACUGCGGUUUAUCAUUUUCCUUGGGAAAUUCAACCUGGUGCCAUUCCAGAAGGAGCAUCUGUACGAACUUUUGGAAGGCCUACAUUUGUCAUCAGGUUGACAUGUUACCGACCAGAGGAGUCAAAGGCCAUUCUGUCUUCACAUCAUUCAUCUAUGAAGUACCAAGUCAGCGUUCGAACGUCAUAUGUUGAGCCUUUCAACCCCAUAUGUGGAGCACUUUAUAUUGUCUUGGGAGAAGUUGAAAACACAGAAGAGAGAAGCGGUGUGAUGCUGCAGGCCCGUGUGAUGAACUGUGUGGAUGGGGUAGACUUGGCCCUAUUGCAGAAGGCCAUCAAUGACCAACGGAGCUUCCUCCAAGAGAGGGAGGAUGACAAGGGAAGCACUUCAGGCUGACUCAAACUGAACAGUUACAUUAAAGUAAACUCAUUCUCUGGCUGUUCCAGAUGUACUGAAUUGUACUGACUAGUGUAGACUGUAUCAAAACUAACAAGAAGUUGAUCCAGACCACAUUCUUCAAGAAAGAAAUGUAUACAGCCUCCAGUGGCACAAACAUAUGAAGGACUAUUAAAAAGCAAGCUUCAUGGCA
This is a messenger RNA of Alosa sapidissima (American shad), 753 nucleotides long. It is a transcript of the gene ten1, whose product is annotated as TEN1 subunit of CST complex. The transcript has 3 exons. Gene Ontology annotation, cellular component: CST complex. Gene Ontology annotation, molecular function: single-stranded DNA binding; telomeric repeat DNA binding; telomerase inhibitor activity. The record is from RefSeq and is a predicted model, not a curated record. The coding region runs from base 156 to 560 and encodes 134 amino acids. NCBI's taxonomy places the organism in Eukaryota, Metazoa, Chordata, Actinopteri, Clupeiformes, Clupeidae. Gene Ontology annotation, biological process: negative regulation of telomere maintenance via telomerase.